Messenger RNA from Diaporthe batatas, 420 nucleotides. RefSeq lists its product as uncharacterized. The record is from RefSeq and is a predicted model, not a curated record. The transcript has a single exon. Lineage: Eukaryota; Fungi; Ascomycota; Sordariomycetes; Diaporthales; Diaporthaceae. The coding region runs from base 1 to 420 and encodes 139 amino acids.
AUGAGGGCCGUGGAGACGAGGGCCACGCCUGAGAAAGCCAGCCAGUGCGAGAAGCUGGAAGAGGCCGGGCCGGUCAAUCGGGGGGCGGAUGCGUCCGAAGAAGCCCUGCGGGUGGCAGCCGUGAAGAAGCUUGGGGGUAUGCGCCUGGAACAGGUGAGCCUGGAUGUGAAGAAGCCGUCCGCUGCUGCGCGGAGGGCUCUAUUUCUCGAGGCCAUGGCGGAGAGGAAGGGGACAGUUAUACGGCUGAGCCCGGAUCUCCGAGGAAAUGGAGGAUGGGGCCCGGGCAGCACACCAAGGAGGAUUGUGAGGCCACUGGCGGAGCAGCUGGAGGUGUUUUGUCGGGAGGGAGACGGGCGUGGCCAAAUCAGAUGUUGGCCAGGGUCUAUUUACAAUGGGCAGAUGUGGUGCUACUGCGCAUGA